Molecule: messenger RNA, 990 nt
Organism: Emericellopsis cladophorae
Lineage: Eukaryota; Fungi; Ascomycota; Sordariomycetes; Hypocreales; Bionectriaceae
Exons: 5
Coding region: 1-990 (329 amino acids)
Source: RefSeq, a predicted model, not a curated record
AUGGUGAUACCACAAUCCUACCCGGUGAGCGACGAGGACCAGGACGACGAGGCCGAGUUCUCUGCUAGCAGCGUUAAUUAUGACACGGACCGCGAUUCGCUAGCGUCCGAGGAGCACGAUGGGUAUAACGAGUCCAUGUCGCUACUCCCUAGCCUGUACGAGCACAGCUACGCGCAUGGCAGACGGUAUCACCGUUAUCGACACGGUCGGUAUCCCAUCCCGAACGAUGAGGAUGAGCAGAGUCGUGAGGAAAUGCUGCAUGCAAUGAUGCUGGAGGCGACGGAUGGGCGACUGUUCUAUUCGCCCUUGGACGAACGCAGCGUGAAGAAGUUGGUCAACUUGGGCACUGGGACUGGCAUGUGGCCGAUUGAGAGGACGGAUCUAAGUCCUAUACAACCUUACUGGGUGCCAGUUAAUGUCAAGUUCUACGUCGACGACGUCGAAGCAGAGUGGAUGAACGGUGACGACUUUGAUUUUGUCCACCUGAGGAAUAUGAUUGCGGUCCUCAGGGCUCCAGUCGACGUCCUUCGUCAAGCAUACGAGCACCUGUCACCCGGCGGAUGGAUCGAAUUGCAAGAUGUCAAUGGCCAAGUCCACACCGACGACGAUGCCGGCCUUGAGGACUGGUUCUUGUCCCGAUUUACGCAGCACAAGGUCGACGCCUACGCGCAAUUCGGCACCAACGCGCACGCAGCCGUCUUGGGGGGCGAUCAGCUGCGCGAAGCAGAUUUUGUGAAUAUCCGGCAUAAUUAUAUCAAGCUGCCAUAUGGCACCUGGCCAAAGGACAAAGUCAUGCUUAUAGUGGGAAUGUACUACCGCACCGCUUGCGCGAAGUUCUUCUCGGCCUUGGGCGCCAUUCACUUUCCCUUGUUGGGCUGGAGGAAGGCGGAGAUGGAGGUGUCGUGCGCCGAAUGUCGACAAGGGAUGCGCGAUCCCAAUGUCCAUGCCUACGGCAAGAUGCAUUUCCGGAGUGGUCAGAAGCCGGCAUGA